AUGACGUGGUCAACCCGUAAUUUGAGAGAUGGGAACGCCGCCAGCUCCAGCUGUUCAACAGAAGCUUCCAGAAGAUUAUUGAUUAUUGUCCCUAAUUUAAUCUCUCCCUCGUCGCAGUGCCUGGACAGCCCCCUCGACGCCUCGCCAGCGCUCACCAGCCGUCACCGCCUCCCUCGCUGGUUAACCAACCGCGGCUACUGUUACCUCGCCGGCUUACUCACUGCAGCUACUGUUACUUUGCCGCCUCCCUUGCCAGCCAGCUGCAGCCAACACAGUGGCAGAGAGUACGAGAGGGUGAGAGCGUCGCGGAGAGAGGCGAGGGACUGCAGAGUGUCGCUGCAGAGAGACGACAGCUCCGAAGGGUUCGUCGAAGGGAAAAACUACGUCAGAGGGAGUCGUCGGAGGCAGAUCAAACUUUGGAAGGGAACGUCGACUCGUCGGAGAGAGACGAGAAGCUUGGGAGGAAUCGUUGGAAGCAGCCGUCGAGUCGUUGAAGAGAGAGGAGGUGCUGGAGGAAUCGUCGGAGAGAGAGCAGAGGCUAUCGUCGAGGAGAAGACUCGCUGGAGACUUCGUCGAGUCUUCGUCAGGGAGCAGAACAGAGGAAGCUUUGUGCGAGAGAGGUAGGA
Malania oleifera is the source of this 626-nucleotide messenger RNA. RefSeq lists its product as uncharacterized. The record is from RefSeq and is a predicted model, not a curated record. Lineage: Eukaryota; Viridiplantae; Streptophyta; Magnoliopsida; Santalales; Ximeniaceae. Bases 1 to 624 code for a protein of 207 amino acids. The transcript has 3 exons.